Messenger RNA from Dermacentor silvarum, 1911 nucleotides. Its product is annotated as polyketide biosynthesis protein ThaF-like. The record is from RefSeq and is a predicted model, not a curated record. Lineage: Eukaryota; Metazoa; Arthropoda; Arachnida; Ixodida; Ixodidae. The coding region runs from base 922 to 1296 and encodes 124 amino acids. The transcript has 4 exons.
UGCUACUUGGAUGACGUGCACCAUGAAUACUAGCACUUUUUCAACCAAACUCCAAAGAACAUGCACUUUGUUUUGUUUGUGUUGACUGAACAGUAAUUUACUGAUGCAGAAGUACUUUUCUCUUUAGUGUCCCUUUAAGACCACGGUGGUCAGGACCAACACAGUUCGUUUGCCUCCCCCCCCCCUUUUUUUUCUUUAAAUUAAAGUUUGUGUAUGAUGCACUCUGGUAUAGCUGUUGAAAAUGUUGCAAUUAUUGUUGACAAGCACCAUUGUUGCACAUACAGGAAAGUAAUCAAGCCUUCGCUGUUUAUUAUUAUGCAUAAUUUUCCCCCGCCUAGCUUGCAAUGCCUACAUCUGUAAAAUUAGCAAUGGCUUGAAUAUUAACAGCACUCUUGUCAUUUUAUGGCUGAUAUCUUGCAGGUGUAAACCUGCCUUAGAAGGUUGCAUAGUUUGCUAAACAUCUAACUUUAAAAACUGUGCACCAAGAGGCUUGCACCUUUUGGCCAGUUUGAAUGUUGCCAUCCCAAGUUAUACCAAAUGCAAUCUGCAUUUUUGCGUUGAAAGGGGUUUGUAAUAAUAAAUGAUUCAUUGUUUAUUGAGAUUUGCAGGUGCUUGACUGUCUCCGAUAUGUCAUAACACUGACUGUUGGUGGCGGUGGGUGCAACUGAAAACUUGCAAAGAAUAUAAAAACAAUGACAAACUAAUUCUUUAGUGUCAUUCUACAGUUCCUGAGUUAUGUUAACUUGUACCACUGAUACUUUGACGUCAUCAAAGCUGUGCCAGCUUGUUCACAAUGUCUGCGCAGUUUGCUGUGGGCAUUCACAGAGGUCACAAAUAUCUUAUUCAUGACAUUUGUCUGUUGAAUGUAGCCUGCACAGCUUAACAGGUUGCUUGUCGUUCUAGUGUCUAUUAUAAUCUGUAAUGAAUAUUUUUACUUUGUUCAAAGGCACUUAUGACAAGGCAAAGAGGAGGGCCAAGAAGGCGGAAUGCGAGUCGGCUGUGGACACCACGGAGCUGUCGGGCACUUAUGACAAGGCAAAGAGGAGGGCCAAGAAGGCGGAAUGCGAGUCGGCUGUGGACACCACGGAGCUGUCGGCGAUGCUGCUGCGGGUGCAGCUGGAGGUGCGGCAGCAGAACAGGGACGUCCUGCAUGAGCUGGAGCAGCUGAGGCAUGAAGUACGGGUCGUGUCUGAGAGGCUGCAUGAAACAGCCUCUCGACAAGACCCGUGCAGUGUCUCAGCCUGCCUUGUCGACGGUGCCUCCAGUUCUUCCUCGGCUACCUGCCGGCAAUAUUAAAGAAUUAGAGGCAGUCGUGCGGGAUGAGGCUGUGGCUGCCACCUUGAUGUCAUCUGUGCGAAAGGGGGGGGGGCGACCUGACAGAAGCACAGGACUUCAUUAAGAGGUGGUUGCCAGGGUCUGUGGACAGGGGUGGUGGCAGGAAGAGGCGUUUCGCAGAAACGCUUGCAGCAGAGAAGCCCGAUGAUCCCUCCCUUUGGGGCAGGAAUCAUUGCCAGCCCACUGCUGCCCUCUCCCUGCCCCACCCUAGCCCUCAGGUCCCUGGCCAUGCGACUGUCGGCCCCUCCUGUCCGGCUGCUGCUGCCUCUGCUCCUUCCCCUGCUGCAGCCCCUGCUCCUGCAGUCCCUGUCGCCCCUGCCCCUCCUCCUGCUGCUACCCCUGGAGCUUAGCACCCCUACUGAUGCCUGCAUCAGUUCAAGAAUUGCAUUCUAAAUAGUAUUCUAAAUAAAUUAUAUUUUCAUUUAUGCUUUGCGUGUGUCUGCAGGAAGUUUCCUUCCCGCACUUAUUUCCUUCACGUUUCCUUCGCUACUAAUUGUAUACGCAGUAAGCUAGCAUAUAAGCAACAGAAUGGCCGAGUACAGGCUAUGCUUGAAACACAUUGGAUGCAAAAUGGCU